Anopheles aquasalis is the source of this 1743-nucleotide messenger RNA. RefSeq names its product phenylalanine hydroxylase (gene Hn). Gene Ontology annotation, biological process: L-tyrosine biosynthetic process; L-phenylalanine catabolic process. Gene Ontology annotation, molecular function: phenylalanine 4-monooxygenase activity; iron ion binding. The record is from RefSeq and is a predicted model, not a curated record. Lineage: Eukaryota; Metazoa; Arthropoda; Insecta; Diptera; Culicidae.
UGGUGCUGCAGUAAUCGCUUGGUGAACGUCUGCGACACUGGUACGCGUGUACGUUUCACGCCAAAUAAGCUGUUGCUGCCUUAGAAGUGUCCAACAAGUGUGUUGUUUUGAGUGAUCAGUCAGAGAAGCUUAAUUUUCCAACAAGUUUUCUACUAUUAUUCGUAGCAAGAAGUGUGCUCACCAUGUUCGAACGCCAGGAAUCGCAAGGGCCUACGCUCAAGGAAGGUGGCUCGUACAUUAUGGAAGGACACGAGUCAGCGGAAGCGAAGAACGUGUGCAUCAUCUUCUCACCGGAGCAGGAGGAAGCCGGUGCGCUGGCCAAGAUGCUGAAGAUCUUCGACGAUCAUCGGGUCAAUCUGCUCCACAUCGAAUCCCGCUCGUCGACCCGUGGGCCCGGUUACGAGUUCAUGGUGGAGUGUGACGGUAAGGGCGGUACCCUGGGGACAGCCAUCGAAGCAAUCCGUGAGCGCAGCAACUACUUUAACAUCAUCUCCCGGGACUACAAGGAUAAUGAAGCAACGGUACCGUGGUUCCCCCGGCGUAUCCGUGAUCUGGAUCGGUUUGCGAACCAGAUUCUUUCGUACGGUGCCGAACUCGAUUCGGAUCAUCCCGGGUUUACCGAUCCGACGUACCGGGAGCGGCGCAAGUACUUUGCAGACAUUGCGUUCAACUACAAGCAUGGCCAACCGUUGCCACAUGUUGACUAUACGGAGGCCGAGAUCAAUACGUGGCGUACGGUGUUCAACAAUCUGACCAAACUCUACCCAACGCACGCUUGCCGUGAGCAUAAUCACGUGUUUCCGCUGCUAAUCGAGAACUGUGGUUACCGUGAGGACAACAUUCCGCAGCUGGAAGAUGUUUCGAACUUCCUGAAGGACUGUACGGGCUUUACGUUGCGACCGGUGGCCGGGUUGUUGUCGUCGCGUGACUUCCUCGCCGGGCUCGCGUUCCGGGUGUUCCACUCGACGCAGUACAUCCGUCACCCGAGUAAGCCACUGUAUACACCGGAACCGGACGUGUGCCAUGAGCUGCUGGGGCAUGCUCCCCUCUUUGCCGAUCCUUCGUUUGCGCAGUUCUCGCAGGAGAUCGGAUUGGCGUCGCUCGGUGCCCCGGAUGAGUACGUUGAGAAGCUGGCCACGUGCUUCUGGUUUACGGUGGAGUACGGAAUGUGCCGUCAAAAUGGUGCCCUGAAGGCGUACGGUGCUGGGCUGCUGUCCUCGUUCGGGGAGCUCCAGUACUGUCUCACCGAUAAGCCGGAACUGCGCGAGUUUGAUCCGGCCAAGACGUGUGAACAGAAGUACCCGAUCACCGAGUAUCAGCCGGUGUACUUCGUUUCGGACAGUUUUGAGGAUGCGAUCCAGAAGAUGAUCAACUAUGCCAACACGAUCCCGCGCCCAUUCGGUGUCCGGUAUGAUCCGUACACGCAGAGCAUCGAGAUCCUUGACUCGGUGCCGCAGAUCAGCAACCUGAUGCGCAACAUUCACAACGAGUUCGAGGUGCUGCAGAACGCAUUUAAGAAGCUGUAGGAAAAGAACGCUAGGGCCCAGGGCGCCCGAAAUAGGUGCUAUAGAUUUAGGUUUAAGGAAAUAUAAACUACUAAAGGUUAUAGUUUUUUUAAGAAGCUCUAAAAGCUGCUCUGUUAUUGUGUCGUGUGUGCGUUUGUGUUGUUAUUUUUUCAUACUUUGUUUAACAGCAGCGCCAAACAAGUGCAAAAUAAAGCUCACUCUAUGUACGACAAUUUAA